CGGCCGACCGGGCACACGGGGGGCGGCUGCAUCAGCCAGGGCCGGAGCUACGACACGGACCAGGGCCGGGUGUUCGUCAAGAGCAACUCUCGGUCGGAGGCCAGAAGAAUGUUUGAGGGAGAAAUGGCAAGUCUGGAAGCCAUCCUGAAAACACACACAAUAAAAGUGCCUAAACCCAUCAAAGUUCUAGACCUGCCCGGAGGCAGUACUGCAUUUGUGAUGGAACAUUUGGAAAUGGGAGGCUUAAACAGACAUUCAGCAUURCUUGGAUCACAGCUGGCUGAUCUUCACCUUCAUAACCAGCAACUUGGAGAGAAGCUGAAGAAAGAAGGGAACACAGUUGGUAAAGGUCAAGGGCAAACAGAAGUCCAGUAUGUGGAUCAGUUUGGCUUUCAUACAGUUACCUGCUGUGGUUACCUUCCACAGGUGAAUGACUGGCAGAGUGACUGGGUGACCUUCUUUGCCAGACAAAGAAUCCAGCCCCAGAUGGACAUGGUUGAAAAGAAAUCAGGAGACAGAGAAGCAAGAGAACUUUGGGCACAGCUUCAGCUGAAGAUACCCAGUUUGUUCUGCGACAUGGAAAUCACUCCUGCUCUCCUKCAUGGGGAUCUCUGGGGAGGAAAUGUAGCUGAGGAUGAUUCUGGUCCGAUUAUCUUUGACCCGGCUUCUUUCUACGGCCAUUCAGAGUAUGAGCUUGCAAUAGCUGGGAUGUUUGGUGGCUUCAACAGUUCUUUUUAUUCUGCUUAUCAUGGUAAAAUCCCCAAAGCCCCAGGGUUUGAGAAACGCCUGAAGCUUUAUCAGCUGUUUCACUACAUGAACCAUUGGAACCAUUUUGGUUCAGGCUACAGAGGGUCUUCUUUAAACAUUAUGAGAAACCUUGUAAAGUAACUUGCUGCUUAAGCCAAAUACUUCCUGUGUUGUUUGCGGAGUCCCCUACUUGGUGGUGCAGUUGCAGGAGUAGUGAUGUUAAAAAAAAACCGUAAGACCCUUGACCUUGUUGCUCARCUAAAGACCCAGAAUCAGCAACUCCUGCUGAAUACCAAGUGUAACAUAGUCAUCCCUUUUUAGGAUAGUUGGGGAUAACUCCAUGAGGGAAGAAAUAUAAGGAGUGAGUUUAUUCAUUUGCAUAGUGAAUAAAGGUCUCAGUGUCCAGAAAGCACGCGAGACUGUGCAGGGUAAUACAAAUAAACACCGAGGGGAUGGCUGAAAGAAGUUGCUCAUGGCAUUUUGCUCUGUCUUCCUCUCKUUUUCAGCUCUUCAUGUCCAGUUGUGUGCAUGAGAGCAAUGUUAGCAAUAGAGCUUGAAAGUCAUCAGGAAAAUUACAUAACAGGAACUGUGAGAAGGGAUUUGGACUUGUUAUUCAUUUUCACAGAAUCAGAGUGGGUGAGGUUGGGAGGGAUCACUGGAUUCCAUCUAGUCCGACCUCCCUGCCUAAGCAGAUUACUCAAGAUUGGGUCAGAGGCUUUUAAAGACUUCCARUGUUUCGCUGAUUGAUUCUUCUGGAUGCAGACUGUUGGUGCCUCCUGGCAUGCUUGUGGGCUGUUCUGUGCUUUCUGGUCRGUGUGCUUUUAUCCACAGCAAUUUUGCUUCCACCAGAACUAGUUCUCUUCUUUUUUUGAAUUAUGCUUUUGUCCACUAGUGUGCAUUCUUAAAGAACUUUUCGGGUAAGACACUUUGCAUGUACACAUCUUGUGGAGGUGUAUUCUCUCACCCAAACAGAAGAUAUAUAUUUUGACUUUCAAUACCCACAAAGCCAUAUGGUCCUGGUGCAGGCAUCACCUACAUUUUCUGUAGCUUUAGAGAGUAGGUGUUAUAAACUAGCAUUUUCCUUCAGUCCUUGUGGAGAAAUGCUAAAAGACAAGGCUGAGCAAGGAGAAGUGUCUGUGUUGGCAGCGGGUCACCAGAAAAAAACUGUGUGUGUUGGGAGCAGGGAAACUGAGGGAGCUUGAUGUGCCAUCCUGAGAGAGCAGGAAACAAAGGAUGGAAURGCACAGAGGUAUAGUGGCUGUGUUUAAAAUAAUGCAACCAACAGGAGCUAAGCCGAGGAAAGGCCCAAUCAGUCAUUAAAAGCUGAACUUUGUUUCAUUACCUUGAAAUACAUGGUAACUUUUUGUCUUUACAUGUGGUAAUGAAAUGAAAUCUGUACAUGCUUCACAUGUAAGACUAAAGUCAAACUCUACCUAAUMAUGGAAUGACAUUGACUGGA
Messenger RNA from Malurus melanocephalus (red-backed fairy wren), 2206 nucleotides. RefSeq names its product ketosamine-3-kinase-like. The transcript is spliced from 6 exons. The record is from RefSeq and is a predicted model, not a curated record. NCBI's taxonomy places the organism in Eukaryota, Metazoa, Chordata, Aves, Passeriformes, Maluridae. The annotation marks the transcript as partial.